UUUGAACCGGCUGUGUCCGUUUGAGACGCCGUCAAAGACGUCUGUGUAGGUGCGAUAAACACUCACGAGCAUGAGUGAGGUUCACGUUUGAGCGAGGAGAGUGAGCGCCCUCGCUCAAGGCUUCCUGGCGAGUGAUCUCGGUGACAGGAGGAGCUAGGAGGAGCGAAUCCCUUCGAACGAAACUACGGACUCCGACCGAAUGGCGGCAGAACUUGGAGUCCAUGAGGGUUGGGAUGGAUUCGAGAAAAUCACCCUGGGAUGAAUCCCAAGGAACAAAAACAAACAGUUGCGAGGAAUGGAGAGCCGGGGAGAGAACGAGAGUCCAUCCUUUGAAUGGUAUUGAUCCAUCCCUUGCGGGUGAGUCAGUGAGUGAGAGCGAGUUCAUGAGGUGGUGAGGCUCUGAUUGAAAAUGGUGGGUUUCCUGAGGCUGUGCCAACAUUUCGCCAAACGUAAACUUGCCUCGACCAAGGAUAAUGAUAGUGAGACAACGCCAAUCAAGAAGGCCAAAGUGGAGGUGAAAGAAGACUUGGAUGAGGAGAAGAAGAUUCUCAACUUGGGUCUGAAGGUUGAGAGGCUGCCCAUCAAGAAAGAUGUCGAGACAAGUGACCCUGGGAUAUGGCAACCAAAACCUGGUUUUGAGUUUGACCUGGAGGAAGAAGAUAAGAAGGACGAUUUUGAAGCUAAACCUCAGUUGAAUGCAGAUAAGCUGGUUUUAACCAAAGUCUUAAGCACAACUAAUAGCGGCCCAAUGAGUGUCGGUCACCAAAACGACUGCAACAGAACCGUUGGUCUCGAUGGUGAUGACGUCCAGGUUGUGUCUCAAUUCAUUGAAUUGGAGAAGUUGGUGGAGGGCAAAGCCAAGGCUCAAGUGGAGAGUGACCCGUGGUUGGACGAGCUCAAUGAGGCUAUAGUAGACUGUGAUAAUGAUGAGUCGACGUCUAAUUAUGUGGAUGUGUGCUUCUACAAGCCCCUGGAUCUGCCUCUGGACAUUUGUGAUAAACCAAUCUCUUCCUCAGGGACCCUAGCAAGACAAUGCAUCCCAUCCCGUCCGAGCCAUCAAAACACGAUUGACGAGAUUGACGUGGAAUCAAUCGUUCCCAUCCCGGACAUUGGUCAGACCCAAGACUCGAAUGUCUUCCUUCAAAGCUACUUUAAUCCGCCCUGUCAGAAUUUCUUCCCUUUUCACAAGGACUUAGAUCAAAAUGAGUCAGAGGCUGAAAUGAAUGAUAAUGGAACUCCUGCCAACGAGUCCUCCUCCUCAUCGUCGUCGUUGUCGUCGUUGUUGUUGCCACAGUUGGUGGCACUCCCGCCUUCCUCUGGCGGAGGAGAUAUGGAGAAAGAAAUUCCGUUGAUAUGGAUAGAUGAUGAGAGUGAUAGUGUCAAAGCAACGAAAUGUGGGACCGUGCCGACAAAGCCAAUGGCCAAAGGUCCACCUCCUUCUUCCAUCCCAAGUGUUACCACUCCCAGUUGGCCAGAAACUUCCCUGAUAAGGAAUUACGAGAUUUUACUCUCGCAGCACUUUUCCUCCAGGCUAAACGUGGAUGUCAGCCAUUGCUCGGGCGAUACUUCCAUGAUCCAAUUGACAAAUUUCAUUACUCCCAAGACAACCUUCCAUCCAGGGAACGAGACCGCGAGUCAUGACUUUCUUUAUCCAGUUUCAAGCUCGAAUGGGCAGUUUCCAACCCUCGUGAAUGAAGUCCAAGAGGAACUCGUCAAGCACAAGAGAAAGGCCAAAAAGGGGAAAAAGAAGCGAAAGUGUAAACGGCGCCAUUGCAAAAAGUGUAAACGCCGCAAGUCCAAAUCCAAAGAAGCUAGAGAGGGUGGUAGUGAACUCGUUAACGUUGUGCAGGAUUCGGCACCUUCCGUGUCAAUAUGUGAGAGAACAAGUGGGAUUGGCUCUGGCACGCCCUCGGAAACAUCAUCCACGUCGGGUGUGGCUGACCUCAUGUCAGAUGCAUCCUCUUCCACGAUUUCUGAUGAUCACCGGGUUCGACUCCCAAGCCCGGAGAUCAUCGGGUCUGCUAGGCCAGAUCUCGACAUGGUUGAAAGUGAGACCUCGGAUUACCAAAGGUCGACUCCAAGUCCCAGAGAACAUCCGCCAUUCCAUGAGGAAUCGACGAAUAGGCUCAAGCGAGAGAAUCCUGACCUCGGUUUUGGGGAUGAAAUCAAAGAGGAUGCCAACCCCUCCGUGUCACUUCGCAACCAUUUCACGAUAAGUGCCAAGUCUUUCUACAAUAGCACCAAACCCGAGGCGGUUUUGAAAUCCAUGCAGAAAAUCAAAAGCAAUAAGUGCCUCACCGUUGAUCUCUACCCACUCCCUUUGAUCUCAAGCUCAACCAAAAAGAAGAAAAAGAAGAAGAAAAAGUUCAAAUACUUGGAUGACGAUGAUUCCACUCAAAAGCGAGUCCCAUCCUCAUCCGUGUUGGACACUCUCAAGAAUAAUCGGGUGAAAGUUAGCAAGCAUUUCAAGCUCACCCAAGAUCCCAAAAUCAUGUACCAACAGGCUCAAGUGAAGAUUAAACGAUUGCCCGUGAGUGCCAAUACCAUAAUGAGUGUCUCGGCUGACUUGCUGUCGCGGGUUUCCGUGAGUCCCAAGAAAUGCCGCAAGGUCGAAAGCGAGUUGCGAGCCAACGAUUGGUUCUCCGAGUUAACCAAACCCCCCAAGCAUGCUCAUAUUCAUAGCAUUAAACCCACACUGCCAUCAUCCAAGAAUGUGUUCCCAUCUCCGGAGAGGUCCUUGUUGAUACGACCUGCCGUCCUUAAUGUCAUUGCAACCACCCCGACCAAGACCGACCCGGAGGACGAUUCCAUGUGCGGCAAUCGCUUCUCGUCACCACCUCAAAAGUCGCUUUCCUCUAGUCUGAGAGAUACUAGCAAUCUUGUGAACCCUUUCCUACCUCUCCAGAAGUCUUCCUAUCUCUUUGGAGGGACAGAUGACUUUGAACAAAACGAGGAGGUCAUCGAAUACGAUGAAGAAGAGACUGAUGACUUCUCAGACCCCGACGUUGAAUCAAAUACGCCCUUGACCAAGGUCGAGGAAUAUGAUCGCCCUACCGAUGCUCUCCACUCUCCCAAAGAUCUCAAGGUCAUCAAAUCACAUUCAACUCUAGAUUUGGACCACUUAUUUGGACUUGGAGACACGUCUACCCCCGUGAAACAGGGUGACACGUCGACCAUAUCCACCAACGCUGGUACCACAGCCCCGAAAAUCAGAUUUCCAGCUGUUCAAGGACCAAAGAAUAUGAUUGAGUGCAAAUGGAAUAGUUGUCAGAAGAAAUUCACCACCUACGGAAAGUUGUCAGAUCAUUUGAAGGCUUGUCACGUGAUUUCACAAGUUUUCGAACAAUCCGGACUCGACAGCGAGGUCUACCAAUGUCUGUGGGAAGGCUGCAAGGUCUAUGCGAAGAAAUCCUGCUCAAAGUCCUGGCUAGAGAAGCACGUUCCUACACAUGGCGGGAAAUUCGCUUUCGCCUGUAUCGUCAGCGGUUGCAAGAUGCGCUUCAGCUCUCAGAAAAUCCUCCAACGCCAUGUCAAUCAUCAUUUCGCUCAAAAUGACAACGAGGUCUCGGGAACCACCCCCGGAUCCCAGUGUCGGGCCCAAAGCAAGAAAAGUCGGAAAUAUACCGACCAUAAUCAGUCAGAGUCGACGAAGAACCUCAAAAGAGCGGGCGUGAAGCUCAAAUUCCGACACACCGUGUUCUCGGCCCGUAUUUUCGAUUUCUUCGAUCCGGGAAUAAUGGCCGGGAUCAAGCAUCAAGUUUAUAAUCUCGAGGGCAUUGGAAGCCACAAGUACAACAUUAGUGGCGAUUCAAUCACGUUCAAGAGUCGAGUGUUGGGUGUGAAGAAACAUGAUAGAGCAACAACCAACUCACUCCAAGGGUGCCAAGACAACCACCACCAACAACACUCCCUUCACGAAGACAACAGCAACGACGACGACGACGACGACGACAUCCAUUUGGCCCUGGUUCGAUGGACUCCAGAAAAUCUACUGGAUGAUGAGUGGUUGCCAUUGGGCAAGAUUCAGACCUGGAAGACCGUCAAAAUCUGUCAUCUCCCCGAGAAGGCAAAGGUCAAGCUAGGUCAAGACCUGUUCGGUCUUGGUCGAUCCUCUGCCCGAACCUCAUCUCCCGCGCCUGAGCUCAAUGAUGUCGUCCACGAAAAGUCCACUUUGAUCUCUGCCAUUCCUCCUCUUCAAAAUGGAGCAGCAAUGUCGACGACCACCUUCGUGUCAGCGGGAGCUCCGAAAGGCGCGAGCAGAAGGAAGCAAUACGCCAGACCCAAGCCCUAUCUCUAGUGAACUUGCCCAGGCGUCUUGAAGCCCGGCAGAAGAGGCGCGUCGGCGGGGAUUUGUUCUGAAACCGACGGAAGGGUGACUGAUGAACUGAUGAUGGAAACAAAGACAAGCAUGUUGACAGACAUCUCUCUGGAGGCCUCUCUGAGAUUUGCCCUUGGGAAAUUUCUCUCAGGGAAACUUGAGUGAAUGUCGAGACAAAGGUGAAUCAAGAUCAAAGACGAUCCCGGAGCUCAAGACCGGAAGCCCGAUUGAAGAGAGCGCCACUUGCUUGGGGCGUCGAAAAUCCAUUGUUCUGAGUCGAUGAGUCCAAAAAAAUCAAACGCCAUUCAAUUGGAGAAGAAAGAGGAAGUCAACAUCCACGCGAGAUUGCUCUCCCUCGAUCCGAGAAAGAUCGACCGAGAAGAACUACGAGUACGACGAAAACGAAGGGAGGCACUACUUCACUCUUGGAAAUGGCCCUCAUUUCCUCUGCACCCUCUGAGUGGACCACUCGUUGCAAAGGAAGUCAUUAUGCAAUCAAUUGGCAAUGCGUCGUUUUAUCCGUCUUGAACCAGACCGAAAAUCUUGUCAACCAUUUGACCCACCUGCCAUUAGCUCAACAUUUGGCAUGCAAAUCUGCUCCUUCGUCAAAAUGGGCAUUAUCAACUUGAUCCCUUUUUCCUGUCCCUUCUUCUGUAACUGUGAUAACUGUGAUACAUCCUUGCUCCAAGCCACGAAACUGAGUUUUGAUUAGCCUUAAAAGCACUUGUCCUUCCCAAUGAUCUCUUUGUCUGUCUCCCAAACUUGCACACUCACAAUGUGAGUGUUUCUCUUGUUCUGAAUUCCCCAUCAGCAUUACUAUUUCAACAAUCGACUACAGAUGUAUCGUUGGCUUUUCCCACGAUUAGUGGACUCGAACCAAAAUAUUUUGAACAACACUUCCAAGUGCGUCUUUUCACACCUCGAUCACUGCCAAAAAAAUGAUCUUCCCCUUUUAAGACUGGAAACAUAAAGCUUUUGCAUCUUUGUACAAGUUGUUUGAUACUGAUAAAACUGUCCGUUACCCCUUUUUGUCUCGUUAUGUACUAGCAAUGACCCUUUUGUUAUCUUUUAAACUGUGAAUAGUGUCCAAUUUCGACCCACCCAACCCUCCAUCUCAAUCUUCAGUGAUUUCACUCCCCUUUAGAGCAUUCUGUAGGUUUUUCAUGUUAUCUUUAGUUUAUUUAGUGCCAUCAUCAAUUCUUUUAGUUCUGUGCUAGAAAAUAAACGUAUCCAUGAAUGAAGAGAAUAA
Molecule: messenger RNA, 5567 nt
Organism: Tigriopus californicus
Lineage: Eukaryota; Metazoa; Arthropoda; Copepoda; Harpacticoida; Harpacticidae
Exons: 6
Coding region: 410-4297 (1295 amino acids)
Biological process (GO): regulation of transcription by RNA polymerase II
Cellular component (GO): ESC/E(Z) complex
Source: RefSeq, a predicted model, not a curated record